Molecule: messenger RNA, 1293 nt
Organism: Synchiropus splendidus (mandarinfish)
Lineage: Eukaryota; Metazoa; Chordata; Actinopteri; Syngnathiformes; Callionymidae
Product: C-type mannose receptor 2-like
Exons: 8
Coding region: 13-1293 (426 amino acids)
Source: RefSeq, a predicted model, not a curated record
ACACUCUGAAAAAUGAUCAGGAAGAGUCUCCGCGUCAUCUUGCUCCUCAUAACCAGUGGAUUUGUGUUGAAUGAAGCCUCGGUGGUGUGGAGCCAUUAUUCAUUCCAUGAUGACCGGUUAACCUGGGAGCAGGCUCGAGAAAGUUGCAGAGGAGAACACGGCCGGGAUUUGGCUACCAUCUACACACAAUCUGAUGAAGCCUUCCUGGGGCCUCACAGACUCGACACAUGGAUUGGCUAUUACAAGAACGGACAUCACUGGGAUUGGUGUCAAGCCUCCAGUAAUAACUUUCAUAAGUGGGCACACCAUGAGCCAGGUCAUGGGGAGCGCUGUGCAGUUCUCUCACACCAUGACAAAAAGAUGCGUGGUGCAAGAUGUGAGGACGAAGCCUUCUUCCUCUGUGAAGACAUAUCCAACGGCGUCAGUAAAUACGUCUACGUUUCAGAGAUGAUGAAAUGGAUCGAUGCAGAUCAGUAUUGUCAACACCAUUAUCAUGACCUGGCCGUUUUGACAUCAGAUGCUGACAUCGAUUCAGCUGUCAAUUCAGAGGAUUAUCUGCUCUGGAUAGGUCUACACAAGGAAGCAGAAGAAUGGCUCUGGAGCCCUGGGCUGUACGGUUACAGAAACUGGGCCCAAGGUCAGCCGGGGAACCAUGGUGACUGUGUGGCCAUAUCUUCCAAAACUAAAGAAAUGUCGACCCAAAGCUGCAACAUGCGGUUGCCUUACUUCUGUCUAAAAGACAAUGUUGUUCUGGUCAACGAGAACAAGACCUGGGAGGAAGCGCUGGACCACUGCCGCGCCAUUUCUGACUGGCCCGGAUACGACUUUGACCUUCUCAGCGUGACUUCUGAUGAUGACUAUAUUUGGAAAGUAAUAGAGGUGUCGUUGACGGAACAGGUAUGGGUGGGUCUGAGAUUCAUGGCUGGUAACUGGUUGUGGGUGGACCAAAAGGAUUCAUUGCCCAAUGAGCAGCCCGUCUGCCUGGAGGAGAACCUGCAGUGUGGGACUAUAUCCAAAAAUAAGACGCGUGGUGUCGAAAAUCUGGACCCAUCACUGAUCCAUAUGUUCAGUUUUUCUGCUUUCCUCCUCAUGACGCCGUCUGUACUGGGCAGCUGGCAACGCUUAGUUCAUUCAGUGAAACAGUUCGGCUUCCCCAGGGGUCAACUUGGACUGAUGCUCAUAAAUUGUGUCGGACCAGACGGUUUCAGGCUCCAGCAGCCAGAGCUGUCAGAUCCAAAACACGUCCGACUGAGACUGAGAGAGGCUGCUGACACAGAAUUCACGUUCACAUGA